UCACGUAAUAUUUAUACAAUUAUAGUUUUUAUUACAAAUUUAUAAUUUUUUUAUUUUCCUGUAUUUCUAAAUCAUGUCUUUCGAAACCACUUUGAUCGAAGAAGAUGGCUUUGGACGUGUACCAAGACCAUACAGUGCCGCGUUGAAGAAACCGUACGAAAUUAUUAGAAGGUACACUCUGAUGAAUAAAAACAACGCAACUGUUCGUCUGAUAUCCUGGGGCGCUAGUAUUCAAUCGAUCAGGAUUCCCAAUCGAGAAGGUAAACUGGCCGAUGUCGUCCUAGGAUUCGAUGACAUGAACGGGUAUUUGAAGAACAGAUAUAUGGGAAGCAUCAUCGGCCGUGUUGCUAAUCCCAUUUCUGCUAAUUUGAAAUUCCAUGAUGCAACGCAUCUUUCGUCGAUCAAUGAUGAGAUCGGAAAGGGGUAUAACGGGAGAACGUUCGACAAUGUCAAUUGGCAGUCGCAAAUAGUGAACAAUCAAGUGGUGAUGUCGCAUCUGAGUCGAGAUAACAGCGAGGGUUAUCCCGGUGACAUGUUGACCCAAGUUAAAUACACGUGGACGGAUGAUAAUCAACUUCACAUUAAUGUCCGCGCCACCAGCACAAAAUUCACCCCCGCCAAUGUCACCAAUUACUGUUUGUUUAAUCUCGCCGGACACAGUGCGGGUUCUAAGGAACUAGAGAAACACGUGCUCACGGUGAAUGCCAACAGUUGGCUCCUUAUAGAUGCAAAAAACUUACCGACCGGCACCAUAUCUCCUGUCGAUGGUACAUCACUAGAGCUGCGCUUACCCGCACAGUUGAAUCGACGUCGGUUGUACGAUAUACCAGGCGGAGGUUACAAUCACAGUCUGUGUGUCAAUAGUCCGAGUUGCUGGACUUACCGUUUCCACGCAAGAAUUGUGCAUCCUACUUCCGGACGAUUUUUGGAAGUGUAUUCAAAUCACCCCGUGUUGCACGUUUAUACGGGCAAUGAGUUACCGGAUUCCGAACGCGUUUAUUUUUCCGAUUUAAAGGAUCACAGACGGGGAGAUUGCGAAAACGCACGAGUUGAGUCUUUAGAAUUGAUCUCCUUAAAUAGUAGAGCAUCAAUUUGUCAAGAAACGGCAACGUACAAGCUCCAAUUGCUUGAGAAAUCUCACGUCACCAUCAAGGGGAAAUUAAUGCAAAAGUACUCGACAACAUUCGCGCUUGAUCUUUCAAAACUGCACCUAUUUUGUGACUUUCUGAUUUUCAACAAAUCGGCGAUGGAUCUCUCAGCCCGCUCGAGAUCGGUCUCUCGAAAGGGAGACCGUCUUCGAAAAGAUGCGCCGCGACGGGACUCAACGCGAGACUGAAGCGGCAGAUUGUAGACUCGAAGAGAGGGCUCAUCUGGAAGAGCUCUCUCUCUUUUUCUCUCUCUCUCUCUCUUUCUUUCUCUCUCUCUCUCUCUUCAGCAUCUUCGGCCAUCCUUAUCUCUUGCCUUCUGUCU
Molecule: messenger RNA, 1470 nt
Organism: Pseudomyrmex gracilis
Lineage: Eukaryota; Metazoa; Arthropoda; Insecta; Hymenoptera; Formicidae
Product: aldose 1-epimerase-like
Exons: 7
Coding region: 74-1336 (420 amino acids)
Biological process (GO): beta-D-galactose catabolic process via UDP-galactose, Leloir pathway; glucose metabolic process
Molecular function (GO): aldose 1-epimerase activity; carbohydrate binding
Source: RefSeq, a predicted model, not a curated record